AGCCCGAGUAUCAUAUAACUUCUAUAUAAGGACGACUGGAGCUAGGGUUUCCACCGUUUCCUCAGCCGCUGUCUCGAUCCCUCAAAACCCUUCGUUCAGACCCUCCGAUUCGCAAUUUGCAGCGGCCAUGUCGCGGAGGAAGACCAGGGAGCCCAAGGAGGAGAAUGUGACACUUGGACCAACCGUACGAGAGGGAGAGAAUGUUUUCGGUGUUGCUCACAUCUUUGCAUCCUUUAAUGAUACUUUUAUCCAUGUGACAGAUUUAUCUGGAAGAGAAACCAUGGUCCGCGUUACUGGCGGGAUGAAAGUGAAGGCGGACAGGGAUGAAUCCUCUCCCUAUGCAGCCAUGCUUGCAGCACAAGAUGUUGCACAACGCUGUAAGGAGCUUGGAAUCACUGCUCUGCACAUUAAGUUGCGGGCAACUGGUGGUAACAAAACGAAGACGCCUGGUCCAGGUGCCCAGUCUGCUCUCAGGGCCCUUGCUCGGUCUGGAAUGAAAAUUGGCCGCAUUGAGGAUGUGACCCCGAUUCCACAUGACAGCACCCGCAGGAAGGGUGGUAGAAGAGGAAGGAGGCUCUAGUCUUAUGGUGACCUUUAUCAAAGGUUUCUGUGGCUGUUUCCUAGUUAUAGAAAUUGGAGCUGUGUUAGUCGUUGGGGAACACUAGUUUUUGUUUUGUUUGUUUGGAUUUGAGAUUUUGCCUGACUGGUUAUUUUUGUUUUAUUUAUCAGAUCCAUAAAAUGUUAUGAACUACAACACCUUGCUGCUGAA
Molecule: messenger RNA, 769 nt
Organism: Magnolia sinica
Lineage: Eukaryota; Viridiplantae; Streptophyta; Magnoliopsida; Magnoliales; Magnoliaceae
Product: small ribosomal subunit protein uS11z
Exons: 6
Coding region: 128-580 (150 amino acids)
Biological process (GO): ribosomal small subunit assembly; translation; maturation of SSU-rRNA from tricistronic rRNA transcript (SSU-rRNA, 5.8S rRNA, LSU-rRNA)
Cellular component (GO): cytosolic small ribosomal subunit; ribosome
Molecular function (GO): structural constituent of ribosome; small ribosomal subunit rRNA binding; mRNA 5'-UTR binding
Source: RefSeq, a predicted model, not a curated record